Zeugodacus cucurbitae (melon fly) is the source of this 1437-nucleotide messenger RNA. Its product is annotated as fibroleukin. Bases 120 to 1304 code for a protein of 394 amino acids. The transcript is spliced from 7 exons. Lineage: Eukaryota; Metazoa; Arthropoda; Insecta; Diptera; Tephritidae. The record is from RefSeq and is a predicted model, not a curated record.
AUGAAUCACUAAGAAAUCACAAUAUAAAACUAUUCAUAAAAGAAUGAGUCCGGGUAUAAAAAUAUGUAUGUACGGGGAACACGAAAGAAGACUUCCGUGCUGAUAACCGCAACUUUUCAAUGAAUGUUGUACAAAACGUAAACCAGUCGAAUACGGACGGUCGCUUAGAAAUGUGUAAACAAAUAAUAGUAUAUCUAGUACUUACUUUGCACAGUGUAAGGCUCGGCAAAGUGAAAGCCUUGAUGGACGACGCUGCAGAACAGCCUUUAACGAUAUACAUAGAUGCAGGGAAUGAAAUCGGAAAUGUCGCAAAUAACAUAGCUUCGUAUGGUAGUAAACAAGAUAGCAUGGAGCAAACAUUAAAAAGUGUUCAAAACGUAAUGGAAAAAAUUGAACAGCGAUUGGUGGAAUUAGAGAGUGCUUUUAAGACUGCUGCGAACAUUCAGGAAAUCGUCGAACCUUUUAUCAAAUCAAUAGAAAAUCGUCUAAGCGACAUUGAGAACCACUUGAGUUCUACUGAAAAGAAUCAACAAAAAAACUAUGACCUAAUCGAGCAACGGUUAAAUGAGUUGGGAUUAAAUUUGACAUCAACGCUUAGUACACAUGCAGCAGUUCAAAAUGUCUAUGAAUCACUUGGUGACAGAUCGGAAAAUGUGGAAGACAUAAUAAAAGCAAAAAACGCGAACCUUAAACCUGAAGAUACUAGCAAUAAAGCGGAUGGGUCGCAAUUGGUCGUAUUUGGUGAUUGUACCGAAGGGAAGCAGCUGCUUAGAUCACUUUUUGAAGAGGGAAUAUAUAAUAUAAGCUUACCAAACUUUGAACCGUUCAACGUGUAUUGUCUGAACGAAUGUGCCUCCUGCUGCCCUUGGACUAUAGUAAUGAUGGGUAGUGGGCGUGGCGAAGAAAGCGUAUAUCAAAGAAGUUGGUUUGAGAACAAGUAUGGUUUUGGAUACGCGAAAAAGGAGUUUUUUAUUGGUUUAGAACGGCUGCAUGUGUUAACCAAGCGAGCGCCACAAGCUCUGCUGGUUCGCGACUAUACUACAGGAAAUCAAAUGUUGUUUAAGGAAUUCAGUAUUAAAGAGGAGCAAUACUUUUAUGCUGUGGAUAAAUUAGUAAGCUUUAACGAUGAUAUAACUGGCGAAGGUGAUUUAUUUAAUACUGAUAGUGUGUGUACGAAAGUUCGUGGUCAGAAUUGGUGGUACAAUCAAGGAUGUAUCGCCGGUCUAGGCAAAGAAAUGCUUUCUGAUGACAUUUAUAUGGCGAUUCAACCUAAGGCAUGCCAGCAGAAGCUCAGUAAUAAUUGAUUUUUGUAGUUUCUUAGUAUUUGAUAUUACUUUUAUUCAAUUUUUUUAUCCUGAAAAUUGUCUAGCAGGCAGAAUUAUUUGAAAAAAAAUUCUGAUGUACAAAUACAAAUAUAUAAUACAUAUUAUAAUUGCA